UCCUCUUCUCCGAUCUAGGGGCGUUUACGAGAGAGGCAGAAAGUCUCUGCAAUUCGAUUUCACUCAACCCCCAGCCCCAAGCAAACGACGGACAAGACUCGGAUCAGUUCUCCGCCGCCCGCGACGACCGAUCGGCUCGAUCCAAUCUCGAACCGCCAUGACUUCUCUCUCCGGAGGAACGAGCUCGCUCGCUGGGUUCACGAAGCUCUGCAAGGGCAUAGCGGUGGUGCUCGUGGGCGGCCACAUUGUGGUGCAGAUCCUCCCGGCGGCUGUCAAUUAUCUCGCUCUGAUUCCCGCGAGGACAAUUCCUUUUGCUUGGAAUCUGAUAACAGCUGGUUAUAUUGAGCAAACAAUAUAUGGGGUUGUUAUCAGCACCAUUGGUCUACUAUUCAUGGGAAAGAUUCUUGAGCCCAUAUGGGGUGCUAGAGAAUUCGUGAAGUUCAUCUUCAUUGUCAACUUUUUAACUUCUCUCUGUGUUUUUGUCACUGCCAUUGCCUUGUAUUACAUAAGAAUGGAGGAAAAUUAUCUGUAUAUGCCACUAUCUGGUUUCUAUGGGGUGCUUUCAGGGUUCCUCGUUGGCAUUAAGCAAAUUUUACCUGACCAUGAGUUGCCUUUAUUGAGGAUUAAAGCAAAGUGGUUGCCAUCUAUCAUUUUGCUACUGUCUGUCGCCGUAAGCUUCUUCAUACCAGAGCCUGCAGCUUAUCUGCCAAUGUUAGUAUUUGGCACAUACACAAGCUGGAUUUACCUAAGGUUCUUGCAAAGGAGGCCUGAAACUAAGUUCAUGGGUGAUCCAAGUGAUGAUUUUUCCUUUUCUUCCUUUUUCCCGGAACUAUUAAGGCCCAUAAUUGAUCCUUUUGCAGCAAUAUUUGCUAGGUUGUUUUGUGGAAAACGUCAAACUUCAUCUGCGGCCCAGGACUAUGAGCUGGGUGACAACCCAUUGCCUGGUUCUGAUCCGAUCGAAGCAUCUAGGAGGAGAGAACGAGGUGCCCGGGCUUUAGAAGAAAGACUUGCAGCUGAGAGAUUAGCAGCUGCACAGACUGCACAAGAAUCUGGGAAAGAUGCCACGGAGAGUGUUUGAUGGCGAGGGACGACUUCCAGUUUGGAACAAGUACAGCAGAAAGUAUGUAUCAUGAUGAAGUCCGAAAGUAUGCAUUUCUGGAUGCGGCUCUUGUGUGCCUAUUUUUGUGGAUUAUGUUACAGUGCAGGAAUUUCGUCCUCUUUGAUGCAUUUCCUUUGCACUAUUUUGCUUUUGCUGUUGCCAAAUAUACGUCAGAUGACUAUAGAAAGAAAAUUGUUCGCGAGUCCUGAGAACAGUUACUUUC
Messenger RNA from Rhodamnia argentea, 1322 nucleotides. Its product is annotated as rhomboid-like protein 19. The transcript has 8 exons. Bases 158 to 1078 code for a protein of 306 amino acids. Gene Ontology annotation, cellular component: membrane; Golgi apparatus. Gene Ontology annotation, biological process: retrograde vesicle-mediated transport, Golgi to endoplasmic reticulum. Lineage: Eukaryota; Viridiplantae; Streptophyta; Magnoliopsida; Myrtales; Myrtaceae. The record is from RefSeq and is a predicted model, not a curated record.